AUGACAAUAUCCACUAAUAAUAAUGAUGGAGUUGCUGAAGAAUUGACUCAUUUACGAUAUCUUUUAAAGACUGUCAAUGAUCGUAUCGAUAAAAUUGAAGCCGAUACAAAAAAACCUUCCCUUAAACAGAAAGAACAAGAUUCUGGGUUGAGGAUGGUACUUAUGGGAAAAGGAACCCAAUCGCCGAAAAUUAAAGAAAAAUAUUGUGUUUGUCAUUUAGCUACUGGAGAUAUGUUACGUUCCCAAGUUGCAGCUAAAACAAAACUUGGUUUGGAAGCUAAAAAAAUUAUGGAAUCCGGAGGAUUGGUAUCUGAUGAAAUCAUGGUUGGAAUGAUUCAUGAUGAAUUGAAAAAUAAUCCGGAAUGUAAAAAUGGUUUCAUCUUGGAUGGGUUUCCUCGUACAGUACCUCAAGCACAAAAACUUGAUUCUAUGUUAGAAAGAGACAAGCAAAAACUUGAUCAUGCUGUUGAACUUAUUAUUAAUGAUAACUUAUUGGUCUCGCGUAUUACUGGUCGUUUAAUUCAUCCACAGAGUGGGAGAACAUAUCACAGAAUUUUCAAUCCACCAAAGGUUCCUGGUAAAGAUGAUAUUACUGGUGAACCAUUAAUUCAACGUUCGGACGAUAACGCUGAAGUUUUAAAAAAGCGAUUAGCUACUUAUCAUCAGCAAACUACCCCUGUAGCGGAAUAUUACAAACAAAAGGGUAUUUGGUCAGGUGUCGACGCAUCUCAAAAGCCAAAUGUAGUUUGGGCAAAUUAG
Messenger RNA from Diversispora eburnea, 759 nucleotides. The record is from the annotation of a GenBank genome assembly. Lineage: Eukaryota; Fungi; Glomeromycota; Glomeromycetes; Diversisporales; Diversisporaceae.